AUGAAGGUCAACGUCAAAACCGUGAAGAGCGAGCUCUUCACGGUCGAAGUCGCCGACGAGGCGUCUGUGACGGAUCUCAAGGCCGAGAUCGAGGCGAAGCAGGGGCCGGCGUAUCCGAAGGACGACUUGACGCUGAUCUUCAAGGGUAAGAUCAUGAAGGACGACGACAAGGUAUCUUCGCUCGAGGGCCUCGACAGCGGCUUCAUGGUUUGUAUGGUCAAGCCCAAGGCGCGCGCUCCGCCCAAGCCCGCGCCCCCCGCGGACAAGCCCGCCCCCGCCGAAGCCCCGAAGACAGCAGAGGCCGGGCAGGGCGGUUCCGGCGCCGCGGCGGCCGCUCCGGAACCGCCCGCGGGGCCCGCUGGGGACCAGCCCCCAGCAAGCGCCGCGCAGCCGCAGCCAGCGCCGGCGCAAGGCGACGCUGGGUACCAGGCUUCCGCGGGGGGGCUCGCGACGGGCGCGAACCUCCAGGCCGCCAUCGACAACAUCUGCGCCAUGGGCUUCGAGCGCGACCAGGUCCAGAAGGCCAUGCGCGCCGCGUUCAACAACCCCGAGCGCGCCGUGGAGUAUCUCAUGUCGGGGAUUCCGGAGGGCGUCGGCGGCGGCGCGGCGGCCGGCGGGGCCGCGGCGGCGCAGCAGCAGCCCGCGAGCGACACGGCGGGCCCGCAGGACGCGCAGGCGACGGGCGGGGAGGGCGCGCCGGGCGGCGGCGCGCUGUCCUUCCUGGCGACGAACCCCGAGUUCCUCGCGAUGCGCGACAUGAUCCAGAGCAACCCCGAGGUGCUCGCGGAGGUGCUCGGCGAGCUCGCGCAGACGAACCCGGAGCUGCUGCAGCUGAUUCAGCAGCACCGGGAGGAGUUUAUGGCACUGAUGGCGCAGGGGGGGGGGGCUGUUGGCGACGAGGGUGGCGAGGGGGCCGAGGGCGGCGCGGUGCCGCCGGGGGCGACGCGGGUCGUGCUGUCGCCGGAGGAGGCGGCCGCGGUGGAGCGGCUGGCGGGCCUGGGUUUCCCGCCGCAGCUCUGCUUGGAGGCGUACCUGAUCUGCGACAAGAACGAGGAGCUCGCGGCGAACUACCUGCUGGAGAACGGGAUGGACUGA
Molecule: messenger RNA, 1095 nt
Organism: Pedinophyceae sp. YPF-701
Lineage: Eukaryota; Viridiplantae; Chlorophyta; Pedinophyceae
Source: the annotation of a GenBank genome assembly